Messenger RNA from Apis florea (little honeybee), 3100 nucleotides. RefSeq lists its product as uncharacterized. Lineage: Eukaryota; Metazoa; Arthropoda; Insecta; Hymenoptera; Apidae. The record is from RefSeq and is a predicted model, not a curated record.
CAAUGAACGUUUCUUCUUUUUUCUUUUCCAGGCCAGAAUGAGAGCAAACCGCGUGUGUUCUCGCUCAGAAUGGAUUACGACGAGUGGACGCCGCUUGGACGCGGCGAUCCCCUGAAGAACAAUCCUACCUUCGAUUACGUGCCGCCCGUGCUGGACAGGGUUCAAUAUUGGCUGGAUUCUCACACGACCGAGCCGUCCACCAAACGGGACAUCCUCGUCCUCGGCGUGACCGCGAAGAAAACAAGCCCCAAGAUACCGGAGCAAUUCUUGAAAUUCGUGGACGGGCCGAAAUUCACGAGAUCGAGUCACCAGGACGUUUCCUCGUACAGGAACGACUUCACCGGGAGCACGGGGGCGGAACCGCCGAAACUGGUGCGGACGAGCAACUUUAGGAACGGGCCCCUCGACUACAGGAAUCAAAACAGGAUUCAAUCGAUACCGUCCAGCUACUACCCGAGCCCGUUCUACAAUCAAAAAACGAAACCUUACACGAUGAUGCUCCCCCCACCGUUGGCGCAGAAAGACAAGAUCGUGAGCUUCGUCGAGCCCACUCAACAAUUCAACACUCAAACGGAGGAAGGGCCGGUGCUUCAAGAUGCGCAGUUCUACGCGCCGCUCCCACCACCUUCGAAAACGUACAAUCAGCCGGGAAAGUCGCAGUUGAAAUUUCCCCCGAGCAAAAGCCCGAGCAUCUCCACGCAGGUGGAGACGAUCAAGAGCGUGUACGGGCCUUCUUCGUCGCCGCAAUCCACCGCCAGACCCAGGCACGAAACCGUGACCACGCCAUCCGUCUCCCUGGAAAAGUCCAAUUUGAUAUAUCAGUCGACCCAAACUCUUUCCGGUGGAUGGCCACCAGGUGGCGGCCCCUUGUCGACGUCGACCGCGUCGAACGGUGUCCGCCAGGCCACGGAUUAUUCCCGCGAUCAAUACGAAUCGAUCGACCACCAACCGGCCGAAUCCUCGAAUCACGAGGUGGUCGUGGAACAAAACGCGAACAUAAUAGUCGACGGGGACAGCAACGAGAACGAGGAGGUGGUGGUCGGUCAAAAAGGUGUGGAUACAGCGUCCCCUGUCACGACCUCGAUGACGACCAUUACGACGACCGACUCGGGAAUCAACGAGGGGAAGGAAAACGCGGAGAACGAGCCGAUCGCGUCGUCCGAAAAGAUGCACAUCGUGGUCGCCAAUUCGCCUCACGGUCUCCCAGACACCGAGGCCACUCACGAGACGAAAAGAGAGCCGGUGGCGGUGGUGAUGCCGACCAAUUAUCAAUCGGAGAAAAAGGCGACUUACGCGACAUCUUCGAGCUCGGUGACGCCGGCGGUUACAACAACGGUGGAGACAAUCGCGACCUCUAGCCUCCCGGAAAAUUCGACGACAAUGGAGGCGGAAACGUCGAGAGUCGAGUCUCAACCGAUUCGAAAUUCGGCGAUCAGGGGAUCCUCGAUCGUCUCGGAUAAUUCCAAAUCGCCUUUAUUCCCGAACAAGAUGGUGUCGGGUGUUCAACAGCACGGGAUGCAUUUCCACUCGACGAUGGCUCCUCCAUUCUCGUCCCGACGCCCCGUCGACUCUUUGCUCGGGUUCGGACCACCGCAAGCUCCCCUCUCCUCCAUGAUGCAUCCACAGACCAGGCCCAAUCAUGGAACGAUACACGUUAUCAGUGGUAUGCGUCCAACCGUCGGUUUCCGCGCUCCAGCCUCGAUGCCCAUGUUCCCACCGAUGACGCACAUGCACGCGCCACCGCCUAUGAGAUCGACCAUCGAUCACGUGGAACAUCAGUCGGGGGCGCAUCGGUCGCCGCAGUUGCACAAUUUCCCCGCAAUGUCGCCCGACUCGCCGCCACUCCCCACUCUGACCGCGCACUCGAUCGGUCAAAGCGAGGAGCACUAUUUCGAUCGACACCGAUCCCGCAUUCCGGACACCAGCACCGCGUCCAUCUUCACCACGCCUACCGCACCUUCAUUCUUGCCUACCGUCUCGUCCUCGGCCGAGAACUCGCCCGUGCCUCUUCUCGACACUGGGCAUACUCGACAUCCGGAAAUGAUAGACCGUGCCCCGGUGAAAACGAGCACGGAGGGAAAGAGGGAAGAGGAGGAGGAGGAGGAAAAAGAGGAGGAAGAGAACCGAAAAAACGUAUCGACCACACCGCGAAUCACUACCAUGCCCAGCUUGACCACGGAUCCAAUUUUCUCCCAUUACAAACAACCGGCCAAACCUAUCCGUGGCCCGAUGUACCUCAUCAUCCAAGGUCAUUCGAAGGUGAAGACUUACAAGCCCACGGUGAGCAAACACGGUAUACCUGUGGAGGGAAACGAGAUCUUCGAAAGCGCGACCGAGAGGCAGCUGUCGAAAUUCGAGCAAUUCGUCCAAGAGAGCACGAGGAACAACAAUCGCGCGAGCCAGGCUGCGAUCGAGAAGAAGAAAGCGGAGGAAAAAGCGCGUAGCGAGAAGCUCGCGCGAGCGCGUCAGAAUGAUCUUAUGAGCCUGGUCGAGAGUGGUCUGGCUAGCUUCACCGUGCCACCUUCCUCCUCCACGACGGAGGACGAGCAUCGGACGAACUCGGUGACAACGAUCGAGAUAAACGGCAAUUAAAACUGUUCCCGAUGGAGAAAGAUUUUUCUUUUAAACGCUACUUCCCCCAAAGUCCCACAGGAAUCCGACGUUCCACGUUCUACGCGUAGGAGAAACAGACGUGAAACGAACGAUACGAGCGAAUUUGCGGGACUGCGCGGUAGUUAAUCAAAGUAUAGGAUGAGAACAAGGAUGCGAGGAAGGUUGGUUCGAUCGUAGCUUACUUGAUAAUAUGUAUUUAUUUAAUUCGCGUAGAAUUUCACUCGAUCGAAUUCUCUCAACAAUUUUUCAUGCGUUUUCCAUGCGUUGUUUAAUUAUUUUACUCACGUAAUAUUACGCGAUCGUUAUCGCAGAAGCUCAUCGUGGCAGAUCCGCGAGUUAUCGAUCUUAGCCACGGUCUCGUCUUCGAUACGAGAACGCGCGCCAAUUUCUAAUGUGCCAGUAUACGUAGACACGAGCGCGCGUGCAGAAUGAAUGCGUAUAAAUCAAUACACGCAUGCAUAUAUAUAUAUAUACACACGUAUGUGAA